Molecule: messenger RNA, 3402 nt
Organism: Diabrotica virgifera virgifera (western corn rootworm)
Lineage: Eukaryota; Metazoa; Arthropoda; Insecta; Coleoptera; Chrysomelidae
Gene: Dis3l2
Product: DIS3-like exonuclease 2
Exons: 7
Coding region: 225-3167 (980 amino acids)
Biological process (GO): mRNA catabolic process; miRNA catabolic process
Cellular component (GO): P-body; exosome (RNase complex)
Molecular function (GO): RNA binding; 3'-5'-RNA exonuclease activity
Source: RefSeq, a predicted model, not a curated record
AUAGUCAAAGAGUCAAACUGACAGAAGUCACAUGUAAAAGGUUAUGUUUGUGACACAUUUGUGACAUUUAUAAUUUAUUGUUGCAAUGUGUUGCAAUUAAAAAUAAGCAUAGAUCAUCAAAUAAUGAUCUAUUAUCUCGGGAAGUACAUGUAGAACUUUUAUUGAAUUGGGUGAAUAAAUUUUUAGUGUAUUAGUUAACUUAAAGAAUUUGUGUUUUUGUGAUAAUGUCAAAUCCUGUUUCCCAAUGUGCAGACUUUCUUCAACAAUUAUCAAUAUCUACAAUUGUAAGUAAAAGCAGUACAGUGGUGCAUAUGGUAAACAAUCCAGCCAACAAUCCAGGUAGAGCAAAUGUGCAAGUACAGCAUGCCUCAAAUCAUCAUCGAGAUAGGGAGUUACAGACUGCUAAAAAAGUCAGAAGAAAACCAAGACAUAGGAAUAGACAUAAACAGAAAGACGACGAAGAUGAUGGUUCGAGGCACUCAGUAUCUUCAAAUUGUAGUCGUUCAUCAUCAAAUUUUAGAGAUUUACCAUCUUCUCCAAGUACCAGUGCUAAUAAAUCUACAAACAAUCCUAGACAAAGAUUACCAUCAGCUAGUACUAACACACCACCCCGUGAAGACACAAUACAAGUAACAUUCUCUAUUCAAGCUGUUACCACUAACACAAACAGUAAAAUGAUAAGGCAACGAAACGUUGAAGAUAAAUUUAUAAAUUUGAGGUCUUUCAUUGAAAGUAGGUCGUCCUCGUGUUUGUUUAUCACACCAUUUUUCAAGAAAUCAGCAAAUCGACAAAAGACAAAUAAAGUUAAUUGCCGCAAAUAUGCCAAGAAGGAAUCCAGAAGAGAAAGAAAGAAAAGAGAACAAGAAAGGGAACAGGGAACAUUCAGUGAAUAUAUGGACCAAAAAGAUAUUGAUGAAGGUUUAGCAAAUGGCACUUUAGUGAAAGGUUUUAUUAGGAUCAACCCUAAAAACGCUAGAGACUCAUAUGUUAAUAAUGAGGAUUCUAGUAUAGCAGAUUAUAACAUAACAUCUAUCAGUGAUAGGAAUAGAGCACUAGAAGGUGACCAAGUGGUGUUACAGGUCAUAACUAAAAAAGAAGCAGAUAAGAAAGAAGGAGAUAAGAAAGAAGGAGAUAAGAAAGAAGGAGAUAAGAAGGAAGGAGAUUCUAACCAAAAUCCAGCCAAGGUGGUUGCAAUACUACAAAAGAUUCAUUCAAGAACAUGUAUAGGUUUUCUAAAAUGGAUCGACAAUGAAGAAGGCACUUUUGCCCUCUUCGCUCCUAGAGAUAAAAGGUUUCCUCCCAUGAGGAUUUCAGAACUUUACUUACCGGCAGGUUUUAAGGACAAGCCAAAGAAGUUCGAAACUGUGUUAUUCAUGGGAAAGCUACUGGAAUGGGAAGUUCCCAGCUACGCCAAAGGUAUUCUGUUAGAGAAACUGGGAGAAUCUGGUAAUCUCCAAAUUGAGUCUUUGUCAAUUUUGAGAGAGAAUAAUUUAGAUAUAACACCCUUUAGUGAUGAGAUCGUAAAUAGCUUGCCAGAUCUUAAAGUUAUUCCUGAAAAAGAGUUUGAAUAUAGGGAGGAUUUAAGGAAAAAAUGUAUAUUCACAAUAGAUCCUGAGUCUGCAAGGGAUUUAGAUGAUGCUGUCUCAGUAGAAAGUUUGCGAAAUGGUAACCUAGAAGUAGGGGUUCACAUAUCAGAUGCAGCCUUUUACCUAGAAGAAGGUACAGAACUGGACCAAAUAGUUGCCCGAAAAGCAACUACGAUUUAUCUGGUCGAUAAAGCUUACCAUAUGCUUCCCAGUGAACUUUGUUUAGCUUCUUCCCUGCUGCCUGGUGAAGAUAAGUUGUCAUUUUCUGUAUUUUGGGAGAUGACCCAAGACGGGGAUAUUGUAAAUACAAGAUUUACAAGAAGCGUAGUUAAUUCUUGUGCUAAGUUGGCUUAUGAGCAUGCUCAAUCAGUUAUAGAAAACCCUGAUAAGGAGUUUAGUACCAAGGACUUUCCCCAAAUUUACAAUGGAUUUGAACCUAAAGAUCUGGUGAAUAUUGUUAAUAUUUUGCAAGGUUUAGCUGUAAAAUUAGGGGAGAAACGGAUACAAAAUGGUGCCUUACGAAUUGAUAAAGUAAAACUAUCGUUUUCACUUGAUCCUGUAUCAGGCGAACCCGUAAGUUAUUCCAUAUAUGAAAACAAGGAAUCGCAUCGUUUGAUAGAAGAAUUUAUGCUUUUGGCGAAUAUAUCGGUAGCACAAAAGAUCUAUGAUGAUUUUCCAGAAGUAGCGUUCUUGCGGUGCCAUGAACCGCCCAAAGUUACCAUGUUAACUGCUCUUCAAGACAAAUUGGCCAUGUACGGAAUGCAUUUGGACAUAUCCUCUUCUGGAGCCAUAGCUACGUCAGUCAAGAAGUAUAUGACUGACGAUUUUAUAGGUAAAGCUAGAGCGGUAGCCCUCAAUCACUUUACAUCAAAAGCAAUGAUACGAGCGCAGUAUUUCUGUGCGAGUUUUAAAACUGGCGCUGAAGAAUUCAAACAUUACGCUCUCAGUAUUCCUAUAUACACUCACUUCACCUCUCCUAUUAGAAGAUAUGCAGAUAUUAUGGUCCAUCGACUGUUGGCAGCCAGUUUAGGUUACACCAAUCCACCGAAAUGGGACGCACAGUACGUGGAGGCUAUUGCUACCAACUGCAACCUCCAAAAAUACCAAGCCAAAAAGGCGGGCGAUGCAAGUAUGGAUCUGUAUCUGGCGCACUACAUAGAAAAUGGUAAACCCUGUAAAGAAGAUUGUGUCGUCGUCGAAGUAAGGGAAGAUAAAAUCGACGUGGUGGUGUUAAAGACUGGAAGUGUUUUAAGAAUAUAUGCAAAUAGUUGCCCAAGCACUAUAUGGACCUACGAGGACAAAAAGCUGCAAGUUCAUUUCCUAAAGUACAACAAUUUCGAAGCCGCUACCAUUCUCAUUGACGUUUUUUCAGUAGUGAAGAUCACUAUACGAAGAAAAGAUUCCUACAGUUUAUACGGGCGUUUACUGAGGCCUCAGCCACCCGGAUCACCUGCGAAACAUAGAGGGGCUCAGAAUAGAAACCCAAAGAGUUCAGAGAAGCCUAAAAAACUGCGGCGCGAUAAUGAGCGUGCUGCAGCCUACAGACGUAGGAUGGAAGAAAAGAAGAAGAGUAAAGAGUAAAAGGCUAGACAGCUACGAUGUUGUAUUUAUACGUAGGUACUUAUCUACAUGAUGUUUUUUUUAAGAUUGAGUGAUAUGAUAUAUUUUUUACUUCAUACCGAUGUACAUACAUUUUUUUUUAUUUGACAAGUGUUACUCCAUUUUGAAGAUUUUUAAAUAUUGUGUACAUAAAUUAUAUGAUUACAUAUUAUACUAAAUCGUACUAUAAUAAAAUUUGCAGCUGGUGUUUACCAUA